Humulus lupulus (European hop) is the source of this 883-nucleotide messenger RNA. RefSeq names its product expansin-A23-like. Gene Ontology annotation, biological process: plant-type cell wall organization. NCBI's taxonomy places the organism in Eukaryota, Viridiplantae, Streptophyta, Magnoliopsida, Rosales, Cannabaceae. The transcript is spliced from 2 exons. The record is from RefSeq and is a predicted model, not a curated record. Gene Ontology annotation, cellular component: extracellular region. Bases 19 to 771 code for a protein of 250 amino acids.
CCAUUUCACUCGACAGUCAUGGCUAAGUUUCACAUUCUGAUUGCCUUAGUAGCACUCACUACAACCCUAGUCACCAUUAAUGGACAGAGCAGUGGUUGGCAAGAUGCACAUGCAACAUUCUAUGGUGACAUGACUGGUGGAGAAACCAUGCAAGGAGCUUGUGGCUAUGGUGACCUUUUCAAACAAGGUUAUGGCCUUGAGACAGCAGCACUAAGCACGGCACUAUUCAAUAAUGGGCAAACUUGUGGUGCUUGCUAUAUGAUAACGUGCGUUGACGAUCCAGAGUGGUGCAUACCUAAUGCUGGUCCAAUUACAAUUACGGCAACCAAUUUUUGCCCUCCAAAUUACUCCAAACCUGAUGGAAACUGGUGCAAUCCGCCGCUAAAACAUUUCGAUCUGUCCUUGCCUAUGUUCUUGAAGAUUGCAAAGUACAGAGCGGGAAUCGUCCCUGUUCGCUUUCGCAGAGUUCCUUGUGUCAAAAGUGGAGGAGUGAAGUUUGAGGUGAAGGGAAAUCCCAACUGGAUUCUUGUGUUGUUGUACAAUGUUGGAGGAGCAGGUGAUGUUAUUAAUGUCAAGAUCAAGGGCUCAAGCACUGGCUGGCUGCAGAUGUCUCGCAACUGGGGCCAAAAUUGGCAGACCGGAACCAACUUAGUAGGCCAAGCUUUGUCAUUCCAAGUGACCACAAGUGAUAACAAAGUGCUGCAAUUUGAUAAUGUUGCCCCAGGAAAUUGGCAGUUCGGACAAAAUUUUGAGGGGAGGCAAAAUUUUUGAAUGUAUUAAUUCAAGUGCCUAUAGAUGCAUUUGUCUGAAGUUAUUGCUUGCAUAUAGCAUGUUUACCAAUUGUUAAAAACUAAAUAAUGAUAUACACUUUUCUGUGGCUACU